AUGGACAUGCGGCACGCCGUCAUACUGCACCCGGACCGCCGGACAAAACGCGGCUCACCAAUAUUCCGAUCAGUAUCACGACAUCAUUAUCUGUACCUUCAGCUCCCCCGCCUUCACCCCACCCUCGCCCCCUCCUCAUUCACAUCAUCGUCCUUCUCAUCCCCUCCAAAACCCAUCGUUCGACACACGGUACAGAGCAGGACAUUCAGGACAUUCACAUACUCCACCACGAAUGCCAACAUGGCACCCAUCCCCUCCACCAUGACCGCCAUCCGGAUCCCGCACACGGGCGGCCCGGAAGUCCUCUCCCAAGACACCGUCCCGCUUCCGACACUCAAAGAAGGCGAGAUCCUCGUCCGCAACGCUCUCGCCGGCGUUAACUUCAUCGACACGUACUUCCGUACCGGCCUCUACCCCGUCCCCCCCUCCCACUUCCCGCUGACCCUGGGCCGCGAAGCCGCCGGCACCAUAGCCGCCGUGCACCCUUCCGUCUCCGACCUGAAGGAAGGCGACAGGGUCGUCUUCAUGGGCACCGUGGGCGCCUACGCCAACUACUCCGCCGUCCCCGCCGCUCAGGCCGUCCGCGUCCCGGACGCGCUCUCCCUCGACAAAGCCGCCGCCGUCUGGCUCCAGGGUCUCACCGCCUGGACGUUCGUCCGCGAGGCCGGCGAGGUGAAGAGCGGCGAGUGGGUCCUCGUCCACGCCGCGGCCGGCGGCGUCGGGGGUUUGCUGGUGCAGAUGCUCGCUGCGGUCGGGGCGCGCGUCAUUGCCACGGCCGGGAGCGACGAGAAGUGCCAGGUCGCCAGGCGUUACGGUGCCGGCUGGGUCCUCAACUCGCGGAGGGAGGAUCUUGCGGAUGAGGUUCUGCGUAUUACCCAAGGCCACGGCGUGGAUGUCGUGUUCGAUGGUGUCGGGAAGGCGACGUUCGAUUUCGACUUGAUCGUGGCGGCACGGAAGGCGAGGGUUCUCAGUUUUGGCAACGCUUCCGGAGCUGUGCCUCCCGUAGAUAUCCUGCGGCUCGGUGCCAAGAACAUCAAGCUUGCUCGUCCCGUGGUGAACAACUACGUCGCCACGCGCGAGGAGCUCGAAACAUACGGCAAGGAGCUCCUGGACAUGGUCACUGCCGGCAAAGUCCAGGUCCCCAUCCACAAGAUCUAUGACCUCGCUGAUUCCGCCAGCGCUCAUCGCGACCUCGAGGGGCGCAAGACCGUUGGCAAGCUACUCAUCAAGACGGAAUAA
This is a messenger RNA of Sodiomyces alkalinus F11, 1239 nucleotides long. RefSeq names its product NAD(P)-binding protein. The record is from RefSeq and is a predicted model, not a curated record. The coding region runs from base 1 to 1239 and encodes 412 amino acids. Gene Ontology annotation, biological process: cellular response to oxidative stress. Gene Ontology annotation, cellular component: cytoplasm. NCBI's taxonomy places the organism in Eukaryota, Fungi, Ascomycota, Sordariomycetes, Glomerellales, Plectosphaerellaceae. The transcript is spliced from 3 exons. Gene Ontology annotation, molecular function: quinone reductase (NADPH) activity.